UCGAGUGAGUGACUGGGCGAGCAGCUCCCCUCCCUCGCUCGCUCCCCGCCAGCUCCGGCUCGCUCCCUGCCCACUCCCGGGGGGACGUUCUGUGCCGCGGCCGCCGCUUCUUUCACACUUUAGUUGGGAGCUGCGCGCCGCGCUCAGUUACUGGAGAGCUGGCCGCGCGCCGCCGCCUCCCGCACGCUCGCACGCGGGCCCGGCUUCGGGGUUUUGGGCUCUUACUCCAAGCGGCAGGGAGGAGGGGGAGCCCCAGACGCACUGUGGGGACGAGGAGGAAGAGGAGGAGGAGGGAGGAAGAAAAACGGCGAGGAGGACAGGGGCGGGGGGCGGGAGGCUUGCCACCUUCAGCCCCCCCGCGAGCGCCCAAGGUGCACAUAUCUUGACCAACUCAGAAGCAAGGUGGAUUUUCUUUGUGUUUAAGGAAAAGAACAAUGUCCCCGUGUCUGUAGAGAUGAUCUGCGGUUCAGCCCGGCUGAAGCUGACCGAAUGAGACUAUGGGCUGUGCCUCCGCCAAGCAUGUUGCCACUGUUCAAAAUGAAGAGGAGGCCCAGAAAGGGAAAAACUACCAGAAUGGAGAUGUGUUUGGCGACGAGUAUAGGAUCAAACCAGUGGAAGAGGUCAAAUACAUGAAAAAUGGGGCAGAAGAAGAGCAGAAAAUAGCAGCCAGGAACCAAGAAAACUUGGAAAAAAGUGCCAGCUCAAAUGUCAGACUUAAAACUAAUAAAGAGGUUCCGGGAUUAGUUCAUCAACCCAGAGCAAACAUGCACAUUUCUGAAAGCCAACAAGAAUUCUUCAGAAUGCUGGAUGAAAAAAUUGAAAAGGGUCGGGAUUACUGUUCGGAAGAAGAGGAUAUCACAUAGCACCAAUUUUACCACUCAAACCAGGAGCUACUACUGUGUAAAUAGGUUACACCCCAGUUGAAAUCUUUGCAAAGGUCGGUUCUAUUCAGCGAACAGCAUUAUAGCAAAAGAAGAUCGUUCCAUAUCGUACGCCCCAUUAAAUUACAGUGUUUCUUUAUGAACUUGCAAAGGAAUAUUGCUAAAAACAAACAAAAAAAAACUGUUAUCGAACUUUCUUUGUUGCUGCUAGUUAAAACUUGUUGCAACUUUUCACUUCUCUUGUGUCCAGGUAUGCAGCAAUUUCACCUUAAAGAUACUGUUGUUUUACAGAUGCUCUCCAACCUAUUUUCUAUAAGAUGAGGUAGUGGUGAACUCAGACAUCAAACUUCUAUUCUAAACUGGUUCUGCUUCUAAGACAAGCAUCUCCUGCCCUCUCUCCUUCCUCCCCAUCUCUCGCACGCAAUCUAGAGAUGGACUGAGGCUUGCUUCUUGCUGGCAGUGUUGAGCUUUGGAGUUGGGAUGGUUGCUAUGGCAAGCCUUGUUCCUCUGCUCAGAAGAAGUGGAGAAGCUUUUAUCAGUUAGAAGCAUGGUGUGAUGUGACUCCUGGAAGUGACGUAGGAGUGAGUGGCAGGUCGUUUGAGUUCAUAGGUAUCUUAGUCAAGGAUUAAGCUUGCAGCAUUGGCUUAGCUCAGAUGCAGAUGGAAGUGUGAUCACAAUCGUUUUGAAUCCCCCUUCCUCACUUUUUUUUUCUAAGAAAAUAAACAUUUUACUGUUUUUAUGGAUCCUUGUCUUCUCCCAUUCAUCCAGCUCAAUGUUUUCAGAUGAUCCUGGGUGCAGAAGUUGAGCCCUCCUUUGCAUUGGCACUGAUAAUUAGCCUAAAGGGCUCCCUACCCUUCCAUUCAUAACCUACCAGGCAUUGGCAAGGAUGUAAGGGGUCUGAAGAGGUGAGGGGAGAUCCUAUGACUUUUUAGGAGGGCCUGAAACCACCUUGUUACCUUUCAUUUUAUUAGCAAAUAAACCAUCCUAUUUCGUAACUCUCUCCCUUCAGAAUGCUACAUGAGCCUUGCCACUCCCUUUUUCUCCUACUUCCAGCACACUAGAUACAGGAAAAGUGUUUGCCUCCUCAGAAACAUAAUACUUUUAUGCCGAUGAUGAUAUUUGGAGAGUGACAGCCAAAAGCCCCUGGCUGUGGUGGGGAAUGUUGACUGAGUGUUCAGCAGAGUUUAUUUUUCCAUACUAUAUGAAGAGAAUGAUCUCUUCUCAAAGACAGAAGUGAUAUUUUUAACAAAUAUUGUCACAAGUAAAUAGCAAUCAAAAGGAGAAAAUAACUUUUGUAUUUUUUUAAUGUGUUUGAUAGCUUUGACGAGGGUUCUCUUUGUUACUUUCAGGGGAGGGCAUCCUAUUAAAUGCCACGCCAGCAGUCCGGGUUUGGGUUUGGCCCACACAAACACAGGAGCCUGUAUGUUUCUCUUUUGGGGUUGUGAUUUUGAAGGGCCUCGAUGUUAGCCACACUGCCACCCACAGAAGGUGGAGAGUUAAGCUGUUCUGUGUCAGUUUGCUCUUGCCGAAAAGAUGAGCCUUUACUUUAAAAUCUAUCCACACAACUGAUGGCACCAUCGAUGUGUGAAUAGUGAGAUUCCCUAUCUCCUUUUAGACCUGGGGUGGCAAAAGGGAAGGGAAGGAAGCUGAGAGCUGAGUGCUAUGGACAAUAGUUUCACAUAUUAGCAACAAAAUCCCUUAAUUCUUUUGGCCAACAGCAGCUAUUUUGGGGAGCAGCUGUGGCUGUUACAUAAAUAGAGAUGCAGCCAAAAUUUUAGGCUUUUUAUUCUGUUUCUAGCAGAAAAAAAUGUGGGGAGAGUCAAGCAGUCUAGGGUUUCAGGUUCCCUCCCCUCGUAUGGUUUUUGGCCAAGUGACUAAAAUAGUUUUCCACAACUGUAAACGAACUGCUAAGCCCCACCUCAAACUUGUUCACUGGGGACUUUGUUCCCUGUUCUGUGGAUGACCUUUUCCGGGAUUUCUUGUUCUUGUUAAGCAAGAAGGAAGCACAUGCUAAACACCUUCCAUUUGAUUUCUCCACUCGGUGUCUCAAUGUCUUCCCAGAAAACCACCCAAACAUGAAACAUGCUUAUGUCAUUUUUCUCAUGGUCGUGUUGAGCCCUUUUGACAUGUGUUACACACGUGCAUAGAUCCAGGCGUUUCAUGGGAACCUGACUUUUGAGUGUUUAAUAAAACCGGAAAUGGUGUUGACCUGAACCAACAGCUUUUCACCCAGGUUCUGGCUCUGGUGUUUAACACUGGAUACAUCUUUGAUGUGCAAAAGUGAGUUCAUCUCCAGACACAUUUGAUACAUCCAGAAAUAGAUCCAAGGAAUGGGGUGGUCGAGUAGGUCACAUGAAAUGCUUGAUUGUGUCAGCAACACCCAACAGCGUCUGUUUUCCAUUGUUGGUUUUCAUGAUAAAAUUGUCAAGUGAUUCGUGUUUGGACUUUAUUUUCUUUAUGCCUUCUGAAAGGAUCUAAAGCAAAAUAUUUUGCCUUUUUUCCCCCUAUGUGUAUCUGAACAUUAAGUUGACAGGCUUAUCACAGUGAAAAGAAUAAUCCAGUGUAUGUGUUGGUGCAUUCUGCUAGUUGUUAUCUCGGUAGGGCUCAGGAAGCUGCAAGGAAGAAGGGAGGAGAAGUGGCCUGGUGAGUAGGGAUAGAAAAACGACAAGGAAUGAACUGAGAGCAUGAAGCAGAGAGGGUUGAUAGGCUGGCCAUGUGCGGGUGAAAUUGGAAAUCCAGCUGCCUAGUGGCCAGUGGGUGGGGCAAGACUGUCAAGGAGAUUUACAGCUGGCUCACACGCCGUACGUCCUCCGAGUUGUAGAGUUGUAAAAGUUCAGCAGUGUGUGCACAGCUUUCUUUUGGUUGGCAGAGAUUCAGGACCAUGGAGUACUGCUCUCAUAAUUGAAGACGUGUUUGUUACUGGCAGAGAACCUUAAAAAAGGCCUUUACCUCAGCGAUGCUUCCUAGCCCCAGGCUUGCAGAGAACACAAAGUGGUGUUGUGGUCUAUUUAGGGACAAAGAGGGUAUAAAGUCCAGAGAUGAAAAAACUAGGUCAGCCCUCAGAAACCCCAGCAGCCAGGCACACAGCAGCCCUCCGGGAGACAGGUCUCUCUCCGUCCGCAGUGCCCAUGAUCUGAGCCCCGGCUGGGGUGACUCAACUUAGCAAGGAUGGGCCCAGAAGGAGAGCUGGUUCUUCAGUCUUUGCACUGGCCCUGUCCUCAUCCCCAUCACUGUAAGGUGAGGAAGCACCUCUGUGUCAGGGCUCACCUGGGCAUCUGAAGCGGCCACGCCAAUAACCUGACAGCCCCCCAGGAGCAGGCCCAGGAUGAUGCAGCCCCCUUCUUGGUCCCAUGUCGUGUCAUCUUGCUCUGUUAUCCUUUUAUAACUUUAUCCGGCUAUAACGUUAUCCUCUUCCCAGCCUCAUCCCUGUUUUUCUCUUAGAGCGAGACUCUCCAUAAGCCUGCUAAAAAAGAGAUGAUACAUACCUCUUACGAACCUUACCUCAUAGCCUGUGACACAGGCUGGCAUGUGGAUUGCAAGUCCUGCUUUGACACUGGGCAAGAAUUUAAAAGUGUUCCAUCUCUACUAGUCGUAGAAAGAAACAUGGUUAAACAUGUUGAGUUCUGAAUUGGUACCUAAAGUUCUCUCCUUCCUGCCUCCCCUAAGAGAAAAAGGAUAUUAGAUUGCACACUACAAUUUUACAUAAGAUCACUCUUCCCCACUGGAAGGCAUUCUCAGCGCUUUAUGUCUUCCUACCUCUCAGAGAUUGGACUUUUGUCAAAACCCCAGCCAACAAUAUAAUAAGGCAUGGUUGGUGGGGAGGGACUAUGUAUUUAAGGGCAUAAUAAGAAGUGGCUUGAAGCCGGAAGUUUGGCUUCCCAGUGUCACGGGUGGAUGCCUGGACGCCAGUGUGCCUGGGAGAAGCUGGGCGAGGCAGUUGGCUAUCCCACUACACACGUGCCUGCAAUAAACCUUUUGGAAUUCCAUGAAUGAGGUCUAUGAGUUGCCUUUUGCCAAUGAAUGGAUCUGUUUUUCCAAGGGGAGAAUAGUAUCCUUAGCUUCAGCAGUCACCUUUUUGUAUGUCUCUGGAAAGGGGUCAGAAAGCUAGGGUACAAGAUGAGGCUUGCGGGUGAAUACCUCUAUGACAGACCGUAGGACUCACAAGCUAUGCCAAGUUCUCCAGGAGACUCUUGUACCUUAUCUGGAAUCUAAUCUGAUCUUGAGAGAAGAGGAAAGAGGAGCUAAUAUUUGUCAUUUAUACUCACUCUGUGCCAGAUACUGUGCUAGACAUUUUAUUAUUGUUUUGUGUCAUCCUCAUGAUAAUCCUGUGAAGUGGAUCUGUUACCCACACAUUCUAAAUAAUAGAUCUCAAGUGUGUAAUGCAUCUAUCCAACAUAAAUGCCCAUGUUGAAAGAAGGAAAGAUGUCAUACAAGUCUUUUCCAAAUUCUUUUUAUUUUGACUAUGUCCUUUGCAACACUGUGAAAACAACCCCUGGGGGCAUCUGCCUUCCAGAAUCUCUCUCUGGCUCCUCACCAGCUUGGUUUCCUCAUGGGGAGUGUUUUAUUUGGCCUCCCCCAUCUGAGCUGCACACACACCAGGAGAGGCCACUGGCUAACAGGAGGACUUCAGUGCCCGGGGAAAAGGCUUUGGGAAUUUAGGCCCACCUCUCUCCCCUUGGAAUCCUUCUAGAAUCUGGAAAAGGAACCAGGUAUUUCUGCAGCUAGAUACCAGAUGUAACCAGAACAGGCUUUUGAGGGCUAUGAUUUCUUUCCUGGGUUCCCAAGGCUUGAUGUUUCGUCACAGGUUGUAUCUUUUUAAGGUGAAAAGCCUUAACCCUCAUGGGGGUCUGGGGGAUCUCUAGCCGUGGAGGAAAGCCAAUGCCUGGACCACUAACUUGUAUUGAAAUCCUUUCUUGUGGGCUAGGGUUUGAUGUCUCUUCUUGAUCUUUGGACUGGAGAUCUGUAUCUUCCAGGUCAGUUUAAACACUGAAACACGAUGUGAAUCUCUUUCAAGAGCUUACAUGUUUUAGAUAGCCAUAUAAUGACUUGGAUAGACACUUAGAGAACUUGUUCCAAGGUCAGAAGACCCCCCCUUCCCGCAAGAACUCAGCAGAGUUCCUCUUCUUGCUUCUUAAAUCACAUCCUCUAAAGACAACUCAUGUCUCCAUAGCAACUGUUAAAGGUGCUGCCUAGAGGGGACCUGCCCCCACCCUUACUUACUUAGCUUGAAAGAACCAAAAGAAUGUCCUCGUGUAAAGGGCCUGUCAUGUCCAGUUUUCCUUUGAAAUCUGUCCUCCAAGAUCCUGCUUCGUUCUAACCUGGCAGCUCUCUUGUCCCUUCAAUGAUGUGGGAAAUGGCCCUUGUAACUUGGGAACCACAGAAAUUGCUAUAUUUCUGGAAUAUUCACCUGUAAAUGGAAGGCUCCAUUCUGAUAGAGUUUGCCCUCUCUACCCUGAUUUCGCCCUUCUUUCCUUCCCAGGAGUUAUUUUUAGCCCAAGUCUUUGAACAUGAUUGAGUAAGACUUAGAGGCAUUAUAAAGAACACCAUAAACUCAGGCAGAGGUCCCUUGGAGUCUCUUUUCUCUAUUUUCAACUCUUAGGGUUGAAAAUAAUUCUAGAGCCUUAGUUGGGGGCCUCUUGGCAUUGACGCCAAAGGCAGAGAAUACCCCCUGGUGUCCUGGCGUUUCAGUCCAGACCUUCCGGGACUGUUUACUCUUGAUAGGCAAGCGAGCAAAGGAAGUUUUGCAAUAGAUUGCAAGCCAGUUUUUCCAUUCUAAGCAAGAUGCAAAUUCAUUAAAUUAUCCUUCUCCUUUUCUGGAGUAGAUCCAGGCAGCUGCCUUGUUAGGACUUUAGAUUUAGAUCCAUUUUAUUAACACACACGCACAUACACAGGCAUACAUACCUACACAGAGGGAUACAUAGAGAAAGAAAAUUUCCUUUAUCAUUGAAAUACUUCAAGAAAAAGCUGUAUUUUGCCUGUCUGUAAUCUCCAAGAUAAUGUCUAGGAAAUAUUAGUAUAACUCCAGAGAUACCGAAACAGGAAAAACUAGCGAUCACUUUUGAGAAAGUUUGAGUUCGACUCACAUGGGAGAAUCGAGGUCUGCUAGUGUGCCCCAUCUGCGCCCGGAUGCCCUACUCCAUCUGCUUAACUCAUCUGGGCCGCUGGCCAGGCUACUGUGGCUGACAUCCUUUCCUGGCCUGACAUCCCUAAGGGCGUGUGCCCGGUCCAGCCACAUACAACCACCGCCUGUCUCACACACUCUCCUCAUCCAUGUGGACUUGACUGGCAUUUCAGCAGCUCCACUGGGAUGCUCUAACUCCAGUGUGUAGAGUUGGGGGUCCCUUAAUCUGGGCUGACCCAGGUGUAGCAUUUUUAGCAUUGCCUUUCCAGUCUUGAGGAUUCAUUCAUUGAACUCACUUAUUUCUGGAGCCCCUGGUACACUCCAGGCACUGUGCUAAUUGCCAGCAAAGCACAACUGAACUAAACCCACCCUCAAGGAACCUAGCCAUAGUGAGGGAGGCAGCAUGGAAGUGCCCUAGAGGGAUAAGUCCUGGGUGCUGUGGGAGCAUCUCACAGUGGCCGCCAGCCCAGCUUUGACAAUCAGGGGCUUCCCGAAAGCGGCGGCGUCAAAGCCCAGAUGUGUCAGGGGACUGAGGGAGAGUGUUACAAAAGGACUUAUAGGCUGAGAGAACAGCAGAGGACUCAGCCCAAAAGAGGGCCAGUGUGGACUGUCCAGGGCCAGCCUGCAGUACAGAGACUGGAGCUUGGCUUUGCGGAGGGAGAGAGAAGAGCAAGGGACGAGGACAGGGCAGUGAGCUGGGUCAGCCACAGAGAGUUCCCGGGCCUUUGCUGGGGAUUCAGGGAGCAUAAAUAAGAGCUUUAGGUGGUGCUGUGUCCUCUGCAGCCCACUGCUGAGGUCCUCCAGACAGGUAAGGUGUGGUCACAAUCAGGGCCAGGGUUUUCCUUCUCACAGCAGCAGUGCACGGGUGCUUGCUGAGAUGAUUUAUCCCAGGGUGUCCUCUGUCCCUUACACAGCCUCAACUCCUCUUCCUCUGCCAAAAGCUAUUUGAAUUCAAGGACUUUAACCUGGGCUGGAUCUUGUUUGGGACAUAAGGGGACAGCUCUGGGUCAGGAUGGCCUUCUUUAGAGCCACCAAGGCUAAAAACACCUUUUGGGACCAGGCUGGCCUAGACCCAAGGAUGAGAAUGCACCCUAAAAUAAACAAACAGGAAGCAGCAGAGGGCUUCCCUGUCCAGUGUGAGAUCCUAACCAAAGGCAGCUCUCUUGGACAGCCUUCCCCUGGAUUAGGUCACAUAUACCUGGUGGCCAAGCCUCUGCUGUGUCCCAAAUACACACCCGAGUCCUGCCAAAGAAAGGGGAUUUUUAAAAAGCACAGACAAAUUAUAUGCAAGUGGAUACCCGUAGGCCUACACAGCUGUGGAGGGAGGACCUCAUGGGCACCUAGAGGCUGCCAGAGCUGGGAGCUCUGCAGGUUUGGGUCAGGGAAGGCUCAGAGACAGGCAGAAUCUCUCUAUGGAGACAACUGGCAGUGCCUUUUAGGUUUUCCAAAUAACCUACUCAGAGUUUAGAUCAUUGUGUUUUUCUCCCCCUCCCUGACCCCAGAAAAUAAUUACAAAAAAUGUUUAGGAGAGGGGAAAAGAACUAGCUGCAUCAGAAUACCAGCUGUAAGCCAACACAGUUUCCAGAAACUCGAGAAAAAGCUCAAACAGAAGGCAGUUCCCCUGAGAGGCUGGUGGAGUUGGGGCUGAAGGCAGUUUUCCGAGCUAAGGGACUCUGGGCCUUGCUGCUCCUUGGGGCUGGCAUUUUUUGCAAAACGCCCACACAUGCCCUCCUGGCAUACUCAACAACAACGCCAGCCUUCUGGACCCUUGGAAAAAUGGUAGCUCAAACAUCCACUCUUUUUCCAGAUACUCCUGCUCUUCACUGAGGAAUUUGUAAUUCUGUGGCUAGAUUCCCACUCAGAUAUUCCACAGGCCCAGGUGUUUAGAAUUGUCCAGUGGUCAUCCUGAUGCUGGAAACCAACACACAUUGGGCCUCACUUCACCCAUGUAAGAACUGGAGCCCUGGCAGGUCUCCUUAGGGCCACAUGUUCAUGGAAUAUAAGCCAAGUUUGCCUUAAGGCACCCUCUUCCCAUUUUCUGCCCUGGUCCACUUCCCACUCACCUCCACCUCUUUGCCAGGAAGGGAUCAAAAUGCCUCCAUACCAGUCGUUAAUGGCUGCAUAUUUGCUCUUCCCAAGGGGAUUUGCAUUCUAUUGAGGAACAUGGCCUUACAUUCAAGGAAUAUCUAGCAUCAAGAUUACGAGGCAUCACCUCUCGAUCAGGUCGGGGAAAUAUCUUGGGGCAUUGCUGUUCUGAACACCCACAGAGGCUUCCUCAGGUGAGCUCGGGAGCCCGGAGGGGUGGUCUCCCUAACCACUCUGCCUGCACGUGAAUUCCGCAGAGCGGUGGGCCCCCAUCUGUCUCAGUUUCACAUGCCUGUCAGCAAAAACUUGGUGAGAUGCACUCUCUCUGUUUAUUAAUUGAUUUAAAGCAUACAUCCCUCGUGUACUCUGAGGCACAUCAUAAAUAGUACACAGCAUAGAAACUUUAAAUGAAUAAGAUGCAAAAUAUUACAGAGGUUCUGGCAUUUUCUCUCUGAACUCCUGAGGAGGACUUUGGGUACCCCCUGGUAUAUGCACACCCCAUUUUGAACACCCCUGCUUUAGCAAAUCAGCACAACAAAUAGCAUCCCAGACCAACGUGCGACAUUGGCCUGCAGAAUAAGGAAGUCCUAAGACGUAGUCCCCCGGCACUUCGAAUCUGGGAGAUGAGGCAGGAAAACUCACUCGCAAACAUCAUAAGUGUAAAUAAUUCAAAACCCCAAAGGAGAGCUGUCCCUAGACAGUAGUGGCUACAGGUGCUAAGCAAAGGUCAGGUACACUAGACAGAGCCAUGCGAUUGUUCAUCUUCCCUCUCUGGGUCUCAGAAAAGGACAAUGGCAAUAUCCCCAGCUCUCUCCUGACUGGAAUUCUUUGAACCCUCGAAGUGCUCCAGCAGUGCUAACCCCCACGCAGCAGUGGGCCCAUGUCGCUUGAAUACUAUUUUUGAUUUGACCACCAAGAUGUUAUGAUGAUUCUAUUCCAUUUUGAAAAGGGUCUGAGAAAGUGUACAGGUCUAAUUAUAUAUACAUAUUUAUACAUGUGUAUUUUUGUUUAUUGUUACAUUUUGACAUUGGACUUUCUAUUAAAUAAUUUUUAAGAGUU
Molecule: messenger RNA, 10146 nt
Organism: Callithrix jacchus (white-tufted-ear marmoset)
Lineage: Eukaryota; Metazoa; Chordata; Mammalia; Primates; Cebidae
Gene: C18H1orf21
Product: chromosome 18 C1orf21 homolog
Source: RefSeq, a predicted model, not a curated record